AUGGCGAAUCUUUCUAAACGUGAAUUUGUUGCCUUGGAUAUAUCCGGCAAUAGCUAUCUAUCUUGGGUUCUUGACGCCGAAAUUCACCUUGAUGCGAUGGGUCUGGCGGACACCAUCAAAGAUAAAAAUCAGGCAUCAAAUCAAAACCGUGCCAAGGCAAUGAUAUUCCUCCACCAUCAUCUUGUUGAGAACUUGAAAUUGGAAUAUCUCACUAUUAAAGAUCCUCUUACACUGUGGAAUAAUUUGAAAGAUAGAUAUGACCACCUGAAGAUGUUGAAAUUAUGUGGUGAAAAUAUUACUGAUCAUGAUAUGCUGGAGAAAAUGUUCUCCACUUUUCCUGCCUCGAGUAUGCUCCUGCAGCAGCAAUAUCGAGAGAGGUUCAAGAAAUAUUUUGAACUAAUUUCACAUCUUCUAGUAGCUGAACAACAUAAUGAAUUAUCAAUGAAAAAUCAUGAAAGCCGACCUAUUGGUACUGCCCCAUUCCCUGAAGUGAAUGAGGCAAAUUUUUGCCAUUCUAGGCGUGGAAGAGGUCGUGACCCCAAUCGUGGUCAUGGCCGUGGUCGAGGAAGAAAUUUUAAUCAUGAUUCUCGACUUGGAGAGCUGCUCAAGAUUUAA
Messenger RNA from Lycium ferocissimum, 615 nucleotides. RefSeq lists its product as uncharacterized. NCBI's taxonomy places the organism in Eukaryota, Viridiplantae, Streptophyta, Magnoliopsida, Solanales, Solanaceae. The transcript has 2 exons. The record is from RefSeq and is a predicted model, not a curated record. Bases 1 to 615 code for a protein of 204 amino acids.